This is a messenger RNA of Chelonoidis abingdonii (Abingdon island giant tortoise), 5658 nucleotides long. Lineage: Eukaryota; Metazoa; Chordata; Testudines; Testudinidae. The record is from RefSeq and is a predicted model, not a curated record.
GCAGGGAGUCUGUGUGGACUCGGAGGUGUCAUGGCGUCCGUUGAGGUGGCAGCGCCUGAAGCUGCUGGGAGGAGCCGUUGAAGCCGAGCUUCGAGCGGGCAGGGAGUAAUGGCCGGGGCGCUGGGACUCUUUCACUAGGCGCUAGCAGGAGCCCGGCCUUUCCUGAGCGUGCGGGCUGGCAGGAGUCGGUUCUCCGAGCCCAGGCUGCCCAGCCCCCGGGAUAGAUAGCGAGCCGGGGCCGAGCUGGUCUGGGCUUCGGUGCCAUCCCUGGUGCGGGUGCUGCCUCGGGAAGGCCUCUGGCCAGCGUUGAGGACAGUUGGGGUCUGUUGAGGAGCAGCAGCAGAGAUGGCCUCCUGGUUAGGGGGCCUGGGCUCCGGGCUGGGCCAGUCCCUGGGGCAGGUAGGGGGCAGCUUGUCCUCCCUUAGCGGCCAGAUCUCCAGCUUCACCAAAGACAUCCUGCUGGAGGGCACCGAGGAAGUGGGAGAUGCACCAACAGAACUCCAAGUAUCCAGUUCUAGGCUAAGAGAAAUAGAAAGUACUCAUGCAACACAGAGAUUGGAGAAUGAGAGACUGAAGAAGGUUUGCAGUGAUCUAGAAGAAAAGCAUGAAGCAGCAGAGCUUCAGAUAAAGCAGUUGUCCAUAGAGUACCGAAAUCAGCUGCAGCAAAGAGAGGUUGAAAUCAGCCAUCUAAAAGCUAGACAGAAUGCACUACAGGAACAGUUGCAGAAGUUGCAGACAACUGCUCAGUCAGCACAGUUAGGAGCUGGUGUUUUGCCGCCAACCACUACAUCAGCUUCCUUUGUUCCUGUGGUUAGACAUCAUUCUUCAGGUUUUCAAGGGGAUGACAUGGACUUUGGAGAUAUAAUCUGGUCCCAGCAAGAAAUAAACAGACUGUCCAAUGAAGUUUCUAGACUUGAAUCUGAGGUUGACCACUGGAUGCAGAUAGCACAGUCUUCCAGAGUACAAGGAACAAAUAAUGCUGAUAAAAGUGAAAUCUGCAAGCUGCAAAAUAUUAUCAAAGAGCUGAAACAGAAUUUAAGUCAAGACAUAGAUGAACAUCAGCAUGAGCUUUCAGUAUUACAGGAUGCACAUCGACAGAAACUAGCAGAGAUAAGUCGUCGGCACCGGGAGGAGUUGAGUGAAUAUGAGGAGCGAAUUGAAGAACUUGAAAAUCAGUUACAGCAAGGUGGUGCAUGCAUUGGAAUCACUGAUUAUUCUAAAAUUAGCGACUUGCAAAAGAACAUUCAAAUCCUACAAACUGAAAAACUAAAGGACACACACAAUAUGAAGGAACUGGAGGAUAAAGUUAAAAAUUUAAAUGAGAAAUUAUGUUCUGUAGAAAAUGAGAACAAAAUCCUGCUGAAUGAGAGAGAACUGGUAAAGAUGGAAAACAGCCAAAUACAAGAAUAUGAAAGACUGAAAUCUGAGUUUAUUAAGCUUCAAAAUUAUGUUGCAGAACAGGAGACCCUUCUGAAAGAACAGGGGAAAAAACUCACACUGAUGACAUCGUCAGAGGAAGAAGUGCUCCGACUACAACAAGCACUGUUGGAUGCAGAAAAAGAAAUAAUGAGACUUAAUAUCUUAAAUCAGACUGAUAGUUUUAUUGGUGCAGGAGAAGAUGGUCUAAAGGUUAAAACAGAUAUGCAAGUUCUAAAAGAAGAAAAUCAUAAACUAGGAAAAGAAAAGGAAGAACUCCAGAAGAAACUGGCAAGUUUACAACAUAAAGAUGAGGAUGUUACAUCUGCAUCUAUUGAAGACAUGAAUUUGGAAUUAAAUCAAUUAAGGCAAGAGUUGGAAAGGAAGGAGCAUGAACUCAAAGAAAGUAUUACAGAAAGAGCAACACUAACAGCAGAAUUAGAAGAAUUGGACAAGCAGAAUCAAGAAACUGUGCAGCAUAUGAUUAUCCUGAAAGAGCAGCUAUCAAAACAGCAUACAGAAGCUGAUAGUACCAUCAACCAGCUGAAACUUGACAUAGAUUCUGAAAGAAGGAAAAUAUCUGAAGUAGAAGCUGAGAAGAUGGAAAUGAGUAAGGAACUAGAAACCCAGAAAUUAAAAAUGAACCACUGUACAUUUGCACUUAAUGAUUUGCAUAUGAGUAAUCAGCAGCUUCAGCAUAACAUUAAGGAUUUACAAGAACAACUAAAGAAAUUCCAAGAUUGUAACUUGAAUAAUAAAAAGGAAAUUGCAGAAUUGAAGCAAAAUCUGAAACAAAAAGAGAAGGAACUUUCUGUUUCUCAGAACAAGUUAACAAAGAUAAUUAAUCAAGAAUCUAACAGUAACUAUCAAGAUCUUUCACUUAAAGAAAGAGAAGCAGAAAUUGAAAAACUAAAUAAAGAUAUUUCAGAAAAUAAACAACUAAAUCAAAAUUUGGAGAAAUCAGUUUGUGAUCUUAAAAUAGAAAAUGGAAAGCUGCUGGCAGUCUGUGAAGAACUAAAACAGCAGUUGCAUGAAGCCUUUGCUGAGAAAAAUAAGUUUUCCCUGGAAAAAGAUACUAUGUUGGAGGCUUUGAAAAUGGAAAAAGGGCAAUUGGAAACUGAAUUAAGCCAGACCGAAAAGCGGCUGUUGGAACAAGCACAAAAAUAUGAACAAACCAUUGAGGACCUGUCAAAUGCACGUAACAUGAACACCGAUGCAUUACAGCUUGAACAUGAGCGUCUAGUGAAAUGUAAUCAAGAGAGGGACUUUGAGAUAGCAGAAUUCAAAAGAAACAUUGAGCAGAUGAAAGCCGACCAUGAAGAAACUAAAGAGAUGUUGACAACUAGCUUAGGAGGACAAAAGCAGUUGACAGAACUCAUAAAAGAGAAGGAGAUGUUUGUUGAAAAAUUUAAAAAUAGAGCUCUAGAGUUGCAACAGGAACUUGAGGAAUAUGUUAAGGAUUCCAAAAAGCAUGAGAUUUUAAGACAAAAUUUAGAAGAAAAGGACAAAAGUCUUGCAGCCAUGAAAGAAGAAAACAAUCAUCUGAAAGAAGAAAUUGAAAGACUAAAGGACCAGCAAAGCAGAUCUCCACCUGUGGCUGAGCCUAAAACACUAGAUAUUAUUACUGAACUUGAAACUGAGAUAGCACAGUUACAUGUAAUAAAGAAUAAUCUUGAGGAGGAAAUAAAACUUAACAAAAAAACAAUUGAAGAUCAGAGUCAGAAAACUGUGCAACUUCAACAGUCUUUGCAGGAGCAUAAAAGGGAAAUAGGUGAGUCUAAAUUUCAGUAUGAGCAAAUGAAUGUCACACAUGAAAAGCUUUUCUUGGAGAAAGAUGAGGAAAUUAAAAGUUUGCAGAAAACAAUUGAACAAAUUAAAACUCAGUUGCACAAUGAGAGGCUCGUCUUUCAGACAGACUCCUCUGAUCUCUUUCAAGAAACCAAAGCCCAGGCACUUAAUGGAGAAAAUGGUAACGAAAAACAUGACUUGUCUAAGUCUGAAAUUGAAAGACUAGUAAAAGGUAUCAAAGAAAGAGAAAGGGAGAUUAAGCUUCUGAAUGAAAAGAAUGUCUUUUUAACUCAACAAAUUGAUCACUUGUCUAACGAUCAAGUUGGUAAACUCACUCAGAUCAUCCAAGAGAAAGACUUAGAGAUACAAGCUCUCCAUGCAAGUAUUUCCUCUUCGUCAUAUAGACAGGAUGUUCUGUACCUUCAACAGCAGCUGCAAGCCUAUGCCAUGGAAAGAGAACAGGUACUGGCAGUUUUGAGUGAAAAAACUAGAGAAAACAGUCAGUUAAAAACAGAGUAUCAUAAAAUCAUGGAUAUGGUGGCAGCUAAGGAAGCAGCUCUGAUGAAGUUGCAAGAAGAGAACCAAAAAUUAUCUAAUAAGUUUGAAAGUAGCAGCCAAGAUAUGUUUAGAGAGACUGUUCAGAAUUUGUCCCGUAUCAUUCGAGAGAAAGAUAUUGAAAUAGAUGCCUUGAGUCAAAAAUGCCAAACCUUAUUGACUGUCCUACAGACAUCCAACAUAGGUACUGACAGUGGAUCAGGAGGUGUUAAUAGUAAUCAGUUUGAGGAGCUUUUACAAGAGCGUGAUAAAUUAAAGCAACAAGUAAAGAAGAUGGAAGAGUGGAAGCAACAAGUAAUGACUACAGUCCAGAACAUGCAGCAUGAGUCAGCUCAUCUCCAAGAGGAGCUACACAAGCUCCAGGCACAAAUUUCAGUUGACAGUGACAGCAGUUCUAAAUUACAGAUAGAUUAUAAUGGCUUGAUCCAGAGUUAUGAGCAGAAUGAGAAAAAAAUUAAAAGUUUUAGUCAGGAGUUAGCACAAGUUCAGCAUAGUAUAGGACAGCUUCAUAAUACCAAGGAUCUUCUUCUGGGAAAACUUGAUAUGGUAACACCACCUAUGCUGAUGGCUUCUUCUGUUGCACAAACAUCAGAUAUUCAAAGCAAUACUCCUCCUGAAAUAGUCAGUGAUGCAUCCAAACUGCUUCAACAGGAAUUGGAGCAGCUUAAAAAAAUGUUGCAAGAAAAAGAUGACACUAUCAGAACUCUUAAGGAAAAUAAUCAAAGAUUGUCUGAUUCCAUGGCUAUAACAUUAGAAUUAGAAAGAAAGGGACAAAAGGACACUGAUCCAGAGAUGAAGCAGAUAAAGGGAAAAUGUGAUGUUUUCCAGAAGUCACUUAGGGACAAAGACCUCUUGAUUAAAUCUAAAAGUGAUCAGUUACUUUCUGUAAGUGAAAAUCUUAGUAACAAAGAAAAUGAAAAUGAGCUUUUAAAACAAGCUGUCACUAAUCUUAAAGAAAGAAAUCUAAUUUUAGAAAUGGACAUCUGUAAGUUGAAAGAAGAAAAUGAAAAAAUAGUAUCAAGGUGCAGGGAGAAAGAAACCGAAUUCCGGGCAUUACAAGAGACUAACAUGCAAUUUUCAAUGAUGCUGAAAGAGAGAGAAUUUGAAUCCCACUCAAUGAAAGAAAAAGCUCUUGCCUUUGAAAAACUAUUGAAAGAAAAAGAACAGGGCAAGAUGGGGGAGUUGAAUCAUCUGUUAAAUGAAGUUAAGUCAAUGCAAGAAAAGGCUGUUUCUUUUCAACAAGAAAGAGACCAAGUCAUGUUAGCACUCAAACAGAAACAAAUGGAGAGCAGUGCCCUACAGAAUGAGGUGCAGCAUUUACGUGAUAAGGAGCAGCGUCUAAACCAGGAACUGGAGAGGUUGCGCAAUCACCUCUUAGAAAUGGAGGACUCCUAUACACAGGAAGCUUUAGCUGCAGAGGACCGAGAGACCAAGCUAAGAAAGAAGGUCAUGGUUUUGGAGGAAAAACUAUUACUCUCUUCUACUGCAGUGGAAAAUGCCAGCCAUCAAGCCAGUCUGCAGGUGGAAUCCUUGCAAGAGCAGCUGAACCUAGUGUCCAGACAGAGAGAUGAAACUAUGCUACAGCUUACCAUGUCACAGGAUCAGGUGAAACAGUAUGCACUGUCACUGGCCAACCUGCAGAUGGUACUAGAGCAAUUCCAGCAGGAGGAGAAAGCCAUGUAUUCAGCGGAACUAGAAAAAUACCAAAAACAGACUGCAGAAUGGAAAAAAAAAGCUGAAAAACUAGAAGGGAGGGUUGAGUCUUUACAGGAAAGUUUAGGGGAAGCAAAUGCUGCCUUGGAUUCUGCAUCAAGGCUGACCGAGCAGUUGGAUCUCAAAGAGGAGCAAAUUGAGGACCUUAGGAAACAAGGUAAACAAGUUGAUUUUUUUUUUUUCUAA